AUGGAAACAACUACAGCCAAGGCUUUGAAAGAGAGGGACACUACUGAGCGAGCACAGUUUGUUGUGCAUUUAACUGAUGACACUUGUCGUACCAUUGAAUAUCAUACUUUUGAUGGUCCUGUCAAUCCUGGAAAAAUCAAGAUUGUACCAACUUCAUUUAAAUUUCGCUUGACCAUCAAGGCUACUCAAUUCAACAUCAAUGAUGAACUUGGAUACGAAUAUAAAAAAUUUGAGAAAUGGCUCAUGACUCAGGCUGGCUACGAGGGAACCCCACUUGUCGAUGGUAAGCAUGACCAAGACGAGUUUGUCAAGCACUGUGUGGCUCAUUUGAUUAUUCAUGGAAAGCGUCCUGAUUUUACUGAGAAAAUGUCGUUGCUGAUCAAAUUGAAUCUGCGUACGCCUAACACCAAGGACAAGGAGAUUUUUGAGUUUGCCAAGCACAACGUGCUUGCCGAUAUUCAUCGCCUGCGAAAGGAUGAUGAGAUCCACGCCACUACUGUUGGUGCCAAGCUGCCCACUACUCUUGAUACCUAUGAGAUUAUUCAAGCUGCUGAGCAUCCAGUGCAAUAUGGCAUCAUGCACUUUUCCAAGAUUCAUGUUGGCAAUCAGAUCUAUGUGCAUGUACGUGUUCACGAGUAUAGCGAUGGUAAUCUCGAGUUCCAUGCUAUUGACACCAGUCGUGAUUCAGCUGCGUGGACCAAGACAGAUCCUCUUGUCUACUUUGAUUUUUAA
Batrachochytrium dendrobatidis JAM81 is the source of this 732-nucleotide messenger RNA. RefSeq lists its product as uncharacterized. Lineage: Eukaryota; Fungi; Chytridiomycota; Chytridiomycetes; Rhizophydiales. The record is from RefSeq and is a predicted model, not a curated record. Gene Ontology annotation, cellular component: cytosol. Bases 1 to 732 code for a protein of 243 amino acids. Gene Ontology annotation, molecular function: cysteine-type endopeptidase inhibitor activity. The transcript has 4 exons.